Molecule: messenger RNA, 618 nt
Organism: Malania oleifera
Lineage: Eukaryota; Viridiplantae; Streptophyta; Magnoliopsida; Santalales; Ximeniaceae
Exons: 1
Coding region: 1-618 (205 amino acids)
Source: RefSeq, a predicted model, not a curated record
AUGUUAGGGGACGGGAGCAUCCACCUACAGCUACGGGUUGCACCAUUGAGAAGUUCACCCCGCAUGCAUCCUCCAAUGUUUACUGGGGGAUCUGACCGAAUUGUAGCGGAGAACUGGGUGCAAAAGACAGAAAAGAUCCUGAAAAUUCAACAUUGCACCGACGAGCAAAAAGUUCUCUAUGCUACAUUUCAACUAGCAAGAGAAGCUGAGAGGUGGUGGGUGGCUAUGAGUCUGCUUGAGGAGCAGAGAUUCGAUUCACCUAAGAUGACGUAUGACCACUUUAAGGAGGUGUUCUUCGAUAGAUACUUCCCGUCUUCCGUCCAUGACGCAAAGGCAUAUGAGUUCUCAAGUCUGACUCAGGGGACCUUGAUAGUGCAAAGUUAUGCAGCUAGAUACAUCAAGUUGUCUCGCUUUGCGCCAUGUAUGAUCUCAAAUGAGUAUGAAAAGGCUCGGAGGUUCGAGAAGGGUCUAAGGAAGGAUAUCCGUAGGCUGGUAGGAAUGCUGCAGAUUCGGGAGUUUUCGAUUUUAGUGGAGAAAGCCGCCAUAGUUGAGGCUGGUCUCCGGGAGGAUGAGGUGGCACAAGAUCAAAAGAAGAGGCCAGUACCUUUUGGUUCUUAG